CGCGGCGCCGGGGCAGCUGGAAGAUUCGAACCGAACUCCCGUCGGGGCGGGCGGCGCGGCGGCAGCCAAUCAGCGCGCGGGGGCGGGGCCUUCCCGGUGCUCUCCCCCCCGCCCCCCCGCCCCGGUCGCUCCCGGUGCUCGCUGCCCCCCCCCCGCGCCCCGAUCGCGGUGCGGGGCCGUGCGGGGCCGCCCCGCCAUGUCCGUGAACAUGGAGGAGCUGCGGCACCAGGUGAUGAUCAACCAGUUCGUGCUGGCGGCCGGGUGCGCCGCCGACCAGGCCAAGCAGCUCCUGCAGGCGGCCCACUGGCAGUUCGAGACAGCCCUGAGCGCCUUCUUCCAGGAGACCAACAUUCCCAGCAGCCACCACCCCCCCCAGAUGAUGUGCACCCCCAGCAACACGCCAGCCACGCCACCCAACUUCCCGGACGCUCUGGCCAUGUUCUCCAAGCUGCGGACCUCCGAGAGCCUGCAGAGCAGCAACAGCCCCAUCACCUCCAUGGCCUGCUCCCCCCCGGGCAGCUUCAGCCCCUUCUGGGCCUCCUCGCCCCCCAGCCACCAGCCCUCCUGGCUGCCCCCCUCCUCACCCACCGCCCAUGGCCUGCACCACCACCUCCACCACGGGCAGCCCGCCUGGCCCCCCGCGCCCCCGCCCGCUGCCCCCCCACAGAAAGCCGUGGCCACCAUGGACGGCCAGAGAUAAGACUGGGAUGAUGGAGGGGGGGGAUUGGGAGGGUGGGAUCGGGGCGGGGGGGGGGUCCGGGCCAGGGCGUUGGGAGCGGGGGCUCCCUGAGCAACGCACUGGAAGCAUUUUCUAGGUUUUAUUAUUAUUUUCGGGGGGGGGACACGCUGCACGAGAGCCUCUGCAGGAGCCGCCAGCUGGUCCUUUACACCCCCCCCUUUUUUCUUUUUUAAAUAUAUAGCUAUAAUAUAUAAAUAUAUCUAAUGUAUAUAAAUCCAGAGAGAAGGAGGCAGCUGUUGGAUGGGGGGGGGGGUCCCUCUGGCUUCCCCCAGCAUCCCUGCAGCAGGGCAGGAGAGGGAAAAGGGCGGGGGGAAUAACACAAAAUCAAGGGAUGGAGGUGGCCAUGGGGGCACAGAGCCAUUGCCCCCCCCCCAGCUCCGGACUUCGCGGGUGCUUCUUGCAGCACCCGCAGCAAAUGCACCCCUCCUCUGGCUUCCGAAAUUCAGCCUGGCUUCUUGCACAGACCCCCCCUGACCCCCCCCGGCACCCCCAGGGCCUGGGGGGGGUGGGUAUCAAGGUGAGGUCCCUGCGGGUGCUGUUCAUGGCCCUUCCCCAGGGAGGGGGCAGCUGGGGAGGUUUUUAGUUUUCAAAUCAAUCUUGCUUAAAAAAACAAAGAAAAGACACAAAAAAAAAAAAAAAGAGA
This is a messenger RNA of Strigops habroptila (Kakapo), 1382 nucleotides long. It is a transcript of the gene UBALD2, whose product is annotated as UBA like domain containing 2. Gene Ontology annotation, molecular function: protein binding. The record is from RefSeq and is a predicted model, not a curated record. NCBI's taxonomy places the organism in Eukaryota, Metazoa, Chordata, Aves, Psittaciformes, Psittacidae. The transcript has 3 exons. Bases 197 to 700 code for a protein of 167 amino acids.